AUGACUCUAAUCGCAUCAACCUCUCCCUCAAGAAUUCUCUGAUACAAGAAAAUUUUCUCCAUAUCUUGACAAUGUCUGGUCGUGGAAAGGGUGGAAAGGGGCUGGGAAAGGGAGGAGCAAAGCGUCACAGAAAAGUUUUAAGGGAUAACAUCCAGGGAAUCACCAAGCCUGCGAUUAGAAGGCUAGCGAGGAGAGGUGGAGUGAAGAGGAUCAGCGGUCUUAUCUACGAAGAGACGCGUGGUGUUCUCAAGAUCUUUUUGGAGAAUGUUAUUCGUGAUGCUGUUACAUACACUGAGCACGCUCGUAGGAAGACUGUGACGGCCAUGGACGUUGUCUAUGCUUUGAAGAGGCAGGGAAGAACUUUAUAUGGAUUUGGUGGUUAGUAGAUCUAUGAGGUGUGUAGUGAAUAUUAUGCUUAAGCGAUUGUAAUGAAUCAUGUUAUUUUAGAACAAUUUGGUGCUGAAAAGUUUUCUGGUUGAGGAUAUGUAAUUGAUGAAUUUAUCAUCUGAUUUUAAUGAAAACAAGGCUAAUUGUUUAC
This is a messenger RNA of Cynara cardunculus var. scolymus (artichoke), 538 nucleotides long. Its product is annotated as histone H4. The record is from RefSeq and is a predicted model, not a curated record. Gene Ontology annotation, biological process: nucleosome assembly. Gene Ontology annotation, cellular component: nucleosome. NCBI's taxonomy places the organism in Eukaryota, Viridiplantae, Streptophyta, Magnoliopsida, Asterales, Asteraceae. Gene Ontology annotation, molecular function: DNA binding; structural constituent of chromatin; protein heterodimerization activity. The transcript has a single exon. Bases 72 to 383 code for a protein of 103 amino acids.